Molecule: messenger RNA, 730 nt
Organism: Nicotiana tabacum (common tobacco)
Lineage: Eukaryota; Viridiplantae; Streptophyta; Magnoliopsida; Solanales; Solanaceae
Source: RefSeq, a predicted model, not a curated record
AUAUGGAAGGAAGAUGACUCAUGAUAAGUUCUUCAUGGAGACUCACAUCCGAAAAAAGAAGACACCGACAGAUCCAAGUAGAUGGGUCGAGGAUCGAGGGGAGACUAUAUAUGGUCGUUACAAGAUUAAUGUGGAGGAGUACACUCAAAGCUUGCCACCGAAUGAGCAAGGCGAGCGACCACCCGUUUCCGAUGAAGAAGCACAAAAGAUAUGGUUGGAUGUUGUCGGUGGUCUUAAAAAAGGGAUAGCAUACGGCCUUCCAGAGAGAUCAUUUCGGUACUACAGGGCUGGAUUGCAAGGUAUAAGGACUUUUGCUCAAGGCGAGAUAAUUUAUAGGUUGACACUCUCGUCUAUGGAGAAGAAGAUCGCAAAGCUGACAGCAGAGGUUGAACAGACAAAAGCUAGAGAACAAAAGAGAGAUGAACAAUUUGAUACUCUUCAAGUUCAGUUAGAAAAGAGGGACCAACAAUUUAAUCUCCUUCAAGGUCAGCUGACCAAUCUUCUUGCUAGUGGUGCUUUUUCCAUUCUCCGGUCUCGUUGGCCUUCCCCAAAUGCUAAUACUUCUCGUCGUGAUCCUUCGAACCAUGUCAACGAGGAAGCUUCUAGUAGUGAAGAUGAACAUGAUACAAUACAAAACACUCAUUGACUGGUGUGUAUUGCUAAACACAUUUUUGAACUAGUGAAUAUUUUGUUGGAAAUAGUUUUGAAUGUUGAUUGUAUUGUUGAUAUU